AUGGAUAAGAUUAAGUGCGUCGGUUUCGAUAUGGACGCUACACUUGCAAUAUACAACUCGCCAAUAACCGAAGAACUAGCCUUCACACUUUCCAUCCAACGUUUGGUUGAUAUUGGGUACCCAAAAGAAAUUCAGGGGCUGAAAUAUAGGACGAAUUUUGUGGUACGGAAUGCUUGGUUCGAUAAAAGAUUCGGAAAUCUUCUGAAGACAGAUGAACACUGUAACAUAUUGACAGCAUUUCAUGGAUUUAAAAAGUUAGACAAGAAGGAAAUCCGCCAGUAUUAUCCGAACAAGCACAUAAAUCUCGAAGAAUCUCGGAUUUUUGUCUUGAAUACAGUGUUCAACGUUCCUGAAACUUUUUUACUCGCUUCUGUUAUUGACUACUUUGAACACCGAACUGAAUAUGAAAAGUAA
Molecule: messenger RNA, 414 nt
Organism: Haemonchus placei
Lineage: Eukaryota; Metazoa; Nematoda; Chromadorea; Rhabditida; Trichostrongylidae
Source: the annotation of a GenBank genome assembly